This is a messenger RNA of Eremomyces bilateralis CBS 781.70, 1047 nucleotides long. RefSeq lists its product as uncharacterized. The record is from RefSeq and is a predicted model, not a curated record. Lineage: Eukaryota; Fungi; Ascomycota; Dothideomycetes; Eremomycetales; Eremomycetaceae. Bases 1 to 1047 code for a protein of 348 amino acids. The transcript is spliced from 2 exons.
AUGGAACUCACCAGUUCACCACCACAAUUCGUCAAGGAAGCUCCUGCUUUGCUGCGCCAAAGCGGCUCUGUCUUCAGCGGCACUCGUGGAUUUCAUUCUCAGGGCACAACAUGCAAACAGGGCGCUUCCCAUGCACUAUCCUCGAACUCAACUCAAGCGUCGAGCAUCCCCUCUCCGCGACCAGCGCGUUCCUACUCUAUUGGAGGGCUCGAUAUGCGUCCCACCCAUCGUGUCUCUAAAAUAUUGGAUGCCCAUGCCAUAACUCUUCGAGCCCUGUUGCAACAGGAACAAGAUGCUGCGGCAAGUGGGACGGGCCUCGAGCCACCCGCAGAAGAACCGGAACGUCAAGUCGCAAGACCGGAUAGCUCAGAGACGGCUCCGCCCACCGGACAAGCGGAAGCAUUCAGCGAGACAGAGCACAGCCGACUGCGUCCACAAUCUGGUCCGGGUGAGAAGCGUGUGGCCUUUGUUCCGCCGCCCAUUGAUACGGCUGGUUCUCCACGUCACCUCCCGAAGCAGUUCAUUACAACGCCUUACCCGAACAACUACCACAAGCCCCUUCCGCCGAUACUAGCCGGCAUUGAAACCCCCAGUUUCGACGGGCCCCAGAGCGCUAUGUCCCAGGAAUCAGUCCUGCCAGUGACCAUCCUCCGGCACGGCGAUGCCAGGGGCGAGCGGAUUGGUAGACUGGUCAUUCCGCCGGCACUCGACGUCGCAGCAGUGAAUAAUUCGAAUGGGAAUAAAAAGAAGGGCCACUUUACGAGUCUGGAAUACGACGACGCCGCACUUUUCCGGGACUUGCGCCAGCGGUACGCGCAGCUGGCAGACAUCUGGCGACUCUUCUCCGCACGGAAACUCAAAACCAUUAAACAGCACCACUCCCUCGGCGAGAACGAGUUCUGUGGUGCACACGAUGGUGCGCGGGGUUCGUGCAUCAGCCCUAACGAACAGGACACUGGCGUCUGCUCCUGGCAUGCUGGUCCACGAAGUCCUCGAUUCUUAGUUGCGCGUGGGCUUGUGGAUAUGUUCAAUGAAAGGAGCUCAUGA